Molecule: messenger RNA, 1074 nt
Organism: Megalops cyprinoides (Indo-Pacific tarpon)
Lineage: Eukaryota; Metazoa; Chordata; Actinopteri; Elopiformes; Megalopidae
Product: inhibin beta B chain-like
Exons: 2
Coding region: 1-1074 (357 amino acids)
Biological process (GO): SMAD protein signal transduction
Cellular component (GO): extracellular region
Molecular function (GO): cytokine activity; growth factor activity
Source: RefSeq, a predicted model, not a curated record
AUGCAGAGCUCUGGUGGUGUGUGGUGUCUCCUCUGCUUGCUGGUGUCCUGCUUCUUUGGCCAAGGGGGUUGCAGGCCACACCUGGGUCAGGGGGAGAGGACCUUGUGGCUGGAGGCAGUCAAGAAGGGUAUCCUGGAGUCUCUGGGGAUGGAUGGGCCACCAGUGUCCUGGGAGGAGCCUGAACCAGAACAGGUGAAGAGGAUGCACCUCCUCUACCUGAAGAAGCUGCAGGACCUCCAUUGGAACUCCAGCCAGAAUGAAGAGAAUCAGCACUUCAAAAGAGCAUCCACAGUACUUCUUUCAGCUCAGGCUGAACUCGUCAGAGCAGAUCCUCAGCGGAUCAGGGCUGUCUUCCACAGAAUGGAUUUUCUCAGGAAAGAGCUAACUGUGGUGCGUGCUGAGCUGACAUUGUAUGGACAUGUUCUGGACAAACCCCAGUCUGGCCAGCCUGAGCAUUGGCCAGAUGUUAAAAUGAAGGUCCUUCAGCUGGACAACAUGACUGCCCUGAAACUACCAAGAGAAAAGACGAUUGUUCUGACAAAACUCACGAAUUCUAAAAGCUUGACACUGGACGUUCAAGCCACUGUAGAAAAUUGGAGGUCCAGUUUUCAGGAUUCUCUGGUGCUAGAGGUAGAGUUUGUUGCAGGAGGAAAGUGGCAGCCAGAGGCUACACCUCAGGUGGUAUUAGAGUUGGAAACGACUGAACCUCGGGUGGAGCAGCGGAGGAAACGAAGGAGGGCACCUACACGGGAUGACUGUGAGGAGGAGGGUAGGUGCUGCAGAAAGUCCCUGAGCAUCUCCUUCAGGGACAUUGGCUGGGCAGAUUGGGUACUGGCCCCUGAGGGCUACACCAUACACUUCUGUGAUGGAUUGUGUCCCCACAACUAUAAACCGGCCAGCAUGCACAGCCAGGUAAAGUCCCGCUUACACCGCAUGACUAAGGGAGCCACGCCACGCCCUUGCUGUGUGCCAGCCACCUAUGAGCCUAUGGUCCUCAUGCACUAUGAUAGUCAGGGAGAGCUGACAUUCACUGCUUUCAAGGACAUGAUUGUCAGCAAGUGCCACUGUGCCUGA